Molecule: messenger RNA, 915 nt
Organism: Brassica napus (rape)
Lineage: Eukaryota; Viridiplantae; Streptophyta; Magnoliopsida; Brassicales; Brassicaceae
Exons: 4
Coding region: 37-603 (188 amino acids)
Cellular component (GO): endoplasmic reticulum; membrane
Molecular function (GO): long-chain fatty acid-CoA ligase activity
Source: RefSeq, a predicted model, not a curated record
ACCUAUUAAAUAAAAUAUUUUAGUCAUUUUCCUCCUAUGGGUAUUUCUCUUUUUUUUUUUCCCCAAAACAAUUCCCCUUUCUCUAGUUAUCUCUCUCCGAGGAAAGAAAGACGAAGGAGGGUUCUCUUCACUUCAGUCUCCGGCGAGUUCUCCUCCGUCACAGGCUCCUUCCCUUUCGUCAUCUCCGCCCCAACUCGCCGUCGUCUGUCAUACGAAAAGAACCCUAAAUCCGAUUUCACUUUUGUCAAAUCUGCCUUUCAAUAUAAGAAAAUUGAACUUCUAUCUUUUCGGAUACUUGAGCUCAGUGGUAUAUCGCUUUUCAGGGAUGUUAUAGACAAACCAAUGCCUCGAGGGGAGAUUGUGGUAGGUGGUAACAGUGUAACAUCAGAUUACUUCAACAAUCAAGCAAAAACCGAUGAGGUUUACAUGGUUGAUGAGAAGGGCACAAGGUGGUUUUACACUGGAGACAUAGGGAGAGUCCACCCUGAUGGAUGUCUGGUGUGUAAGGCUCUCCUUUGGUUUCAGUUUCUGUUCUCUAGUGUUGAAGAUGAUAGAGUCAGUUUGCUUCCACCCAAGAAAUUCAAGACGAAAUAUGAAGGAUAGAAAAUCACAUUUGGAUUUAUGAGGCCAAUAUUAAGACACAUGGUAUCAAAUUCUCAAUUUCUCUCGUGUGGGUGAAACAGACUCAAGACUAGACAAGAGCAAGAGACUGAAACAGGCUCAAGACGGGACAUGAGCAAGAGUGUGUUGAGAUGGGGAUUGAAUUUCUUCUCUAUUGUAGUUGCAGGGCUUGUAACACUCAAAGCUUUAGCAUCCUGAAAUGAACAAAGGAAAUCAGAUACCUUAUUGUUCCCUAAAAUUUUAUGGGAAUUGUAAACAGUUUAAAUUGUUGAUCUCAUCAUCUUAUUUUGAGCA